AUGAUUCGUGUUCAGAAUAGAACUCUUAACCAAACAAUAAUGCUCGUAAUAGCUUUUGUGGUUCUCACUAUCUCAUCUGGCGCUCUCCUUCGUUUUAUAUUAUCCCAUGCAGGCGUUCCUGAGAGAAACAACCGCAUAAUGGUCUACACAUACUACGGGUUCUGUAUUGGACACCGCUCAGUUGAUUUCAUUCCAUCGGAAAUCAAACUUCUGCAAUUGCGAAGUUUGAGAGCAAUGGUCUUUUUUCAAUGGAUCGCCUGUUAUUCGGACCUGCAAGACGCCAACUUCCAGUUUUGGAAGGUCAAAGGUUAUAUUAAAUUUAUUUUCGACACUAUAACUGCGUUUGUAGUGUUCGCGAGUUCGGAAAAUGAUAUCAUGGCCAAUCAGAAUUGA
Messenger RNA from Caenorhabditis remanei, 393 nucleotides. RefSeq lists its product as uncharacterized. The record is from RefSeq and is a predicted model, not a curated record. Bases 1 to 393 code for a protein of 130 amino acids. The transcript has 4 exons. NCBI's taxonomy places the organism in Eukaryota, Metazoa, Nematoda, Chromadorea, Rhabditida, Rhabditidae.